UGGAGAGGGAGGGAGGAGAGAGCAAGCGUCAGCACUCCAUGCGUUAAAAGGGCAGAUGGUAACCGCGGGUAACUGAGGAGCAAACCACUCUGCUGGCCACAGAGCAAGAGAUCAGCAGAGAGAGGGAGGAGGAGGAGGGAGGGAGGAGAGCGAACACAUGCAGCGCAGGCAGCAGAGGAGAGGAGAGGAGCAUCUGAGAGGAAGCUGCACGCCGCCUCUGACAGAAAAAGACUGAGCUCUUCUUCUCCUCACUAACAAGGAGGCAAAGAGAGAAACAAAGACAAAGAGAGAAGCAGAGGAGGAGGAAAAAGUACCCCUGCUUUGUACUUAGAGGGAGGGGAAACCAAAGAGGGGGUUGAAGUGGAGAGAGAGAGAGAGAGAGAGAGAGAGAGAGAGAGAGAGAGAGAGGAAGGCAGCCGGCGGGAGAUAGUUAGAGGAACUGCAAGGCUGAUCAAUGAGCAGGCUGAGAUUUCGGCAAGAAAUUUCGACUCAGCAAGAAUAAGAGGGAGGAGGAGGCUGAGGGGAGCCAAUGACAAGGAAAGAUUGAUGAAUGAAAGAUGGGGGCAAAACAUCUGGAGAGGAAAAAGAAGUGAGAAAUAAUUCAAAGGAGACCUAGAGAGAAUUUGAAAAGAGAAUAAAAACAUUUAGAGGAAGAGAAGCCGGAUAAGAGAGGAGCGGAAGGAGGAGCAGAGGGUGAAAUAUUUAAAAAGAGACAGAAGCUGAGGGAAGACGAGCGGAGAGUCAGAGAGUCACCGGCACAAAACUUUGAGAAGAGAGAGAAUAAAUCAGAGCAGCAGCAGGAGAGGAGGGGGGCACUUCGCUCCUAGUUUUUCUCUUUUUGUUGUUUUUUUUUUUUGUUCGUGUUAUUUCUUCAGUCCCUCCUCUUCUUUAUAAAGCAGAGGAGGAAAUGAGGAGAGCCGGAGCAGAAUAUUAAGGAGGAGAAGAAGACGACUUUUUGUUUUCUUUUUUCUUAAAGUAGCACUAGAUUGUUCUUUUAGUUUCAAAAAGUUAAAUCCAAUGGCGUGCUACUACAUUGUGAUCAGUUCCACCCACCUGCGUGACGGACAACUGAGGAGCAUCAAGGGGGUGUUCAGAGGACCAAUAGGAACCACUGGACCAAGAAACACGGAGGAGGGAGACUCCAGCCUUUACUGCGAACUGUGCAAUAAGCAGUACUUGAGACACCAACAGUACGACAACCACAUCAACUCCUACGACCACCACCACAAGCAGCGCCUCAAGGAGCUGAAACAGCGGGAGUUUUACAGAGCGCUGGCCUGCAGGAGGCAGAGGAGACGCAGGGAGGAGAAGAGGGAGCAGAGAGCGCUCAGGAGGCUUCACAAGGAUGAGGAGAGGAGGACAGGAGAGUGUGCUCCAGGUUCUGGUCCCAUGUUCAGGUCCACCACAGUGGCAGUCGAACCAACAAACCAGAUGAGACCAGCCUUUAUGCAGAACUGGGCAGACAUCCAUACAAGCGGCUCCACACUGGGAACAAACUCUCAAACUCAACUGAUCCAGCCUUUCCUUCCCUUGGACCCUGCACUGGAAACCAGACUCCUGAGCAACACACAAUGGGGGUAUGGCCAAAUGGAUGCCAACAACACUGCUACCACUGCUGCCGAGUCUUGCAUCCUCAAAAAGACCCAAAUGGACUACAAAGACCUGACAGCAGCAGCUAUUACUUCCAAUAGCAACAGUGACAACAUCAUGAACACUGAUAAGACAACAAACUUCUACACUUCUAACAAAAGCCACCAGUUUAACAAGAUCCCUUGGGCUCAUACUUAUUUAAGCAACCCCAUUACUCCCAAUAACAUCCGUUCAACUGCCACUGAGGCUGCCAUUAAUGGCUCCAUUUUUAACACAGCCAAUGUCACCAACUUCAGCAACAAAGUCCAAACCACCACAGCUGCCAUUACAAACACUACCGAUAUUAAUGUUACAAGUAGCAAAGCAGUGUGUGGACCAGAAGGAGGCAUCAAGUCCGUCCUUAGCAGAGUCCGUCCUGUAUCCUUCUCACUGCCCAAAAGGAGCUGCGUCCUGCUCCAUCAAUCAGCUGCCGUCUUCAUCCAAGCUGGGCGAAGCUCUGACCUGUCGGGGAAGCAGGGGGGGUUUAAGGCACAAGAACAAGCCAAAGAUUUGGAGAAGAAAGUUGAUCAUCAGCGGCUCAAAUCUCCAGUACCUGCAAAUGUUGCCAAUUUAGGUGUGAAUCAGUGGGACACUGGAAACCAUUGCAGUGUGGACAGUAAAAUGGCGGUCCAACACUCUGAGACUGGAGCCAGUAUAUCUACUGAGAGUGGAACUGAAGCAGUCUCUCGGACUAGAGCCCCGGUUUCUUUAUGUAAUUCCAGUGUGAUCAGAGUUGGAGACUCUGUUAUGAGUGGGAACAGAGCCCAGUUCUCCUUAUGUAAUGACAAUGGGACUGGAGACCAAGUCGGCCUUGAAAGUAGGACUGGAUCUCAUCUUUAUUUAAACAGUGGGAUAUCAGGACAGGUUUCUGAUAUUGUGAGCACAGUUGUGACUGAAAAUUCGGUAUCCAGAGGCAUUAAGACAAAAAUGGAUCACGAUGUGAAGAAUGGGACUGAGAUGAACCCCACCCAUGGACUGAGGGAUUUGCUUUGCCCUUCAACUAAUCAGCCUCAAAAAUCCAUUUCUCUUUUGAAUGAGACCAAAGAGUCUUCAAUCCAAACACAGCCCAAAGAUACCAAUUCCUCUACAUCAAACUGGGACAAAGAUUCAAUUUCUUUGACUCCAAGUCGUCCCAAAGAGCCAUUUUGUCCUGUGCUAAGCCGAGAUGGUACCAGGGUUCUUCUCUGGCCGUCAGAGAUGGUCAGUUACACCAAGACUUCGCCCUCCAUCUCCUACAGCAUCAACCCGCUAUUGUAUGACUUUAGAGCACUUAACAGGACCAAGGAAGGGGUGAGGAAAAGAAAGAAGUGCUGGAGGAAAGGAUGGAGAGAACAAAGCCACCUGGGAUCAAACAAACCAGCAACCAACAAAGUCAGGAAGUAAUGGAGGGAGUAAGAGAAGGGAAGAUAGAUGAAAGGGAAGAUGAGGAUGAAGGAAGACAGGCAGGAAAUCCUGUGGAACUUGUUGCUGGUUAUAACAGUGUCGGCACAGUUCCAGAAAACAUCAACUACCGUGAUGAAAAUGCUUUAAAACUUGUUCCCAUUUCCUCAGAAUGCCAGCUCGCACCAACACUAGGCCUUCAAAAAACAGUGAGGAAGAGGAGGAGGAGAAGAAGGGGAGGGGCAAGGAGAGGAAUAAGAAAAAGGGGGAGAAGGAAAAGAGGAGAAGGGAAAGAUAGAAAGGACUCAGAGAGAGUGAAAAGGACAAUAACUAGUCUUUCUGAGAAUCAAAUGUUUGAGGGGAGAGCAGAAGAGAGGUUGAAAAGAGAGGGCACAGAAAAAGAUGAGAGAAGAGAAAAGGGGCUAUUAAGUAAUCUUGCAGUGCAUCGGCUGGUAGGAGGGAGAGAAAAGAAGAUGAGGGCAGAUGAGAGAAGGAUAAGAGGAGAUCAGACAGAGCACGAGAGGGCAGGCAGAAAUGACGAAGAGAGAGGAGAGCUAUUAAGUAAUCUUCCUGUGAAUCGGUGUAAUCGGUGUAACCAGCUGUGUCUACAGGUGAAAAGGGAGACCAGCGAGCAUCAAUCCCAGCAAUCAACCUUGGGGUGGGACCAGGGGCUCAGAAAGCUCCUCAGCAGGGGGGCAGCAUGUAACUCAGUGAUUAGCCCCAUCCCUGGAUCUGUUUUAGAGAUGCCACGCUGUCCUGCAAUUACACCCGACCCUGUUCAGAAUGACAGAGAGACGGGGGAGAUGAACAGAAAAAGAGACGUGGGGAAGGAUGAAUCGCAGAGAGAUGAGGAGCAAAGGAAUCCAGAGAAGACAGAGAUAAGAACUGUUCUGGAUUCAAAAGAGAACGUGUGUAACCUAGUGAUUAGCCGUGUUUCUUUUUCCUGUCGUGAAGCAGCAUGCAAGCCUGAAAUUUGUCUUGUUGAUACACCUCACAAGGAACCAGCAUGCGAUACAGCGAUUAGCCUUGUCCCUGCUCCCUUUAGAGAAACUGCAUGUAGUCAAAGGCAAACACUGCCUGCAGGACACAGCAAUCCAGUGUUAGGCCCAGCCCCAAGCUGCUCUGCACGACAGACAGAAACACAACUGAGAAUUGAACCUGCCUCUGCAGACAUGUCGCUCCCAGGUGAUCCCAAUUCAAAGGAAGCGAUGUCGAAGAGGACGGUAACAGCUAAAAGGAAGAUAGAAGUACCGGAGGCUGGGGAAGCACCGGCGAAGAAACAAAAAAGGGGAAGGAGACAACCAAGUGGACUCACAUGUAUGUUGAGGACUUGUGCCGAGAGACAGGGAAUAGCUUGUGAUUCUUUGACUUCUGUGUCUGGUAUCGAUCAGGCUUCUUGUAGGCAAGCAGGAAUACUUUUGGACAACUGUGUCAGUGGCUGUGCAACUGUGUGCAGUCAAGAGGGCAACAGUACUGACAAAAACACUGACUGCCACUUCCUGUACACGACAAAACACUUCGGGUGUCACAAAACAAAUAAUGGAGAGGGAACAUUUAAUUGUGACUCCACUGACGUACAGAGUACUAACUGCUGCUGUGAUGACAGUGAAGAUGGCAACUGCAAUGCUGAUAAACACAGACAAUUAAGCCCGGUCUCCCCUGGAGGCGAGGCAAAGAGGAAAUGCUGCGAUGAGAAACAUGUCAGCGUUUGUACCCCUUGUAACAUGCCGAAUGACAGCAAGCAGUGUGAUGAAAACCAUGACAGGGAUAAAAACCUCGGUGACUUUGGCAUGUUUAGAGCUACUUGUGACAAUACUUGCAACAAAAACGACCCGCACGAUUCCCCCUGUAAUGGUACAGAGACUAAUUCCAAGGAUCAUCCAACCCCUCUUCUGAACAAACUGCACUCAGCCAAAAAAAGAGAUGAAUUCAUUAUGAACGCACCUGUGGAUUUACUACCAAAAGACCUGUUUACCUGUAGCACUGAUGAUACACAUACUGACCAUUGUCAAUUCAAAACCAUGUCCAUUGACUCUAAUGCCAGUAAUCAUUCAGACGAAACAAAUUCCAAAAAUGGCUCCAUUGAAGUGGAUAAAGCCAAACUGCAGAGUCACAACCUCUCUGAUUCAGAAACUGAUCACAAAAGGAGUAUUGAUCAAAGCAACGGAAAUCACUGUGAUGCUAUUGACAAUGGUCAGUGUAAUCAUUUCCACAAUAAUCAUGUUGUUGAUUGUAACCGUUGUGGGUUGAAUGGUGUUGGUGUGAGUAUCGCAAGAAGUGCGAGUAACACUCCGGCACCUAUGAGCAUACUUAAGGAGCAGAAAGAGGAAGUAAGAGAUCUUGAAAGGGUGAAAAAGGAGGAGGAACUGAAACAGAUGGAGAUAAAAAGGGUGAAGGAGAAGCAAGAAGAGUGGGAGAAAGAGUGGGUGAGGAGAAAGGAAAAGGAAAAUAGGGAGAGAAGGAAGGAGAUGGGUUUUGAGCAUCUUCAUGCAGAAAAGAGGCCUCGCUUUCCUCACACCCUCCCUCCACACUGCAUCCCGUUCUAUAGUCCUCUCCUCCUCCAGCCUGCCCUCUCCUCCUCCUCCUCCUCCUCGUUCUCCCUCCAUCAAACGAUCAUCCAGCAUCACCUCUCCCUCCUCCCUCCUUCUUCGCACCCAACUGUCCCAUCCUACCCCCAUUUUCUCCCUUCUUUCUCGCCGCAUCUCUCGCCUUUAGCUCUUAAUCCAAACCCUGCGCCUCCGCCACCUCUUCCUCCUUCUUUCUACGCCUCAUCCCCUAUGCCUCUCUUGGACGCCCCUCAUCCGUAUCCACUUGCAACAGCGUUUCACCCCUUGCAAAGUCACCACCCAUCUUUGUAUCCCCCGCCCCAUCCUGCAGUCAUGCCCUUACAGAUGUUGUUUUAAAGAAAUAAAAUAAGCAAAGAAAGGAGUUCAUAGUCAUCUGGUGACAGCAGUUUUUUUUUUCUGCACAUCUGCUCGUCUGAAAUGCAAGGGAAAAUAAUUUCCUUAGACCUGAGUAAAAAUAACGCCAUGUUUUUCUCAAGGCCUAACCCCUGGUAACUUCAUCACCUGUCAAACCUCUCCAAGCACUGAUUCACACAUCAGGAAAAACGAUGGCUAAUUAUCUUCAUCAGUUGCAAUCCUGCUCAAAUGAGCCUCAGGUGUGCAGCCAGAGAAAUCAGGGUGGGGACACACAGCUGGGCUCGUUUCAUUCGGAACAAAUCAGUCGCUGCUUCUGCUUUGCAUUUUCAACAAGCGCCAUGCUCGAUUUAAACCUUUUUGGAAAUUUAAUCCGUGGUCUGUAACUUUAAAGGACAAAUCAAUCAUUGUACACCCUCAGGAAUCUUCAUUCUAUGAUAAGAUAUUCAGUUUUUCUAUCUUGGUUAAAUUUCCACUUUUUCUCUUAAGAGGCUCCUACUUCAGUUUUGUGAUUUCCUUCAUUUCCUGUGAAUGACUUUCAACGGCGACAUGUUGCUCUCAGCAGAAAGUUACCAAGAGCUGACGACCUGCUUUUCUGUAACUUCUUUCACCCAUGAUAUUUGCUAUAAAACAGACAGUAGUCAACAAAUGACGUUUUAAAAGCAGUGUGAGAUAAGACCAUUACGUAUGAGUUAGAAUUAAAAUGUCCAUCAAUAAAUAAAUCAAUGCCACCGUUUCCCAAAGAUAACCUCAUGUUUAUGAGUGUUGCCAUGACGGGGUAAAACUGACUCGCAUUUGGAAGGUCACCAACAGUUAAACUGUAUCAUUCAACUGCAUUCAUUGUACUAUUGCUAACUUCAUAAUGAAGCAUUAAUGAAGAACAAGUUUGGAAAGUUGUGAGUGAGAAUGCAUCUUUUUCUGUGCUAGAGAACUACAGACCUGUAACGGUCAUGCCUCCCGCACACAAAAAUUGACUGACUUCACUUCAAUGAACAAAGACAUAUUUAAUGUGCCGAAAAUGGCAAAUUUAAUCAUAUUCACAAGUAUCCUGCAUCGCCUCAAUAGGCUGUAUAAAACAUGGACCUAUUCUCAGUGAAGUCGUCUAUUGAUUUCUGAAGCCUCCUGACAAACAGCUACAACAAGCCCAACAGUCAAUCAGACACGCCACUUAUUAUGAAUAACUCUACGUGUGUGCCAAUAAAGACAUUGGCUAUUCAGACCAAAAUGUUUUUUUUGUACCCGGCUGUAAACAUUUUUAUUUCUGCUGUCAAAAUAGACAUUUUAAUAUGGGGUGUGUUUGGGACUUCAAGUGGACACUUGAACUGCAGUUUUUUGCACUUCCUCAUUGGCUUUAGAAGAAUCAAGAACUAUCAUUAUUUCAUCAACCAGCGGAGUGUGCUCUGCUUAACCCUACUAUGAAUGUAUAAUUAAGGCACUUCUACACAUUAGCUUGCCUUUUAGCCCUAGACGCUAGAGCCCACUUGAAGCAUCCAUAGACCACAUCGCCAUUCUACAAAGACCCUCUUCAUCUUUCUAUUAUGUCACCUGCCCCAUCAGUAAGUUUAAGUGGAAGAAAGAUCGUCUUAUCUCAGCAAACACACCUUCUGAUGCUGUCAUUAGUGUAUGAACUGUAGCUCAGCCUCUUCCUCUGGUGUGACUGUUGCACGACAGGGCAACAUUUUAAGUUUAGAAAUAAAUCUUUUGCUCUUUUGAGGGACUGACGGCAGCGUCUAACCUUUACUCUUGACAUAUCAGGCUGUUGAUUUUCUGCCAAUCUCACUCCACUGUACUAAAAAUACCCCAAUGAGGAUAACUUUACAUUCAGUGACUCAUCCAUGGAAACUAAGGCCAAAGCCCAACCGGCGAGUGAUUCAGCAUGCCAUGUGGAACACACUGCUUCAAUAGGGCUGUAAACGGUCAAAUACAGAGAGUUUAUUCAAAUCUGAAGCAGCAGACAUCGCAUGUUUGAAUAUAAAAUGGCUCAUUCUUAGUAGUUCCUUUAUAUCUGAGCAUUUUUACUGGUUGGACUUCAUCUUUAAAGCUCAGGGUUAGGACAAAAGUACAUAGGAUAAAGUGUGGAUCAAACUUCUGUUCAGUUCAAAAUUGUCCUCAGUUGGGUUUUAAUGCUACCUUUUUGGGAAAUGCAGCAGAAAAGUAUAAUAAGUAUAGUAAAUGCAGCAGAAAUACUUGAGUUUUUAUAAAACGUGACAGUACCUCGGAAUCUUGUAGUGUUCGGCGAGCUUUUAGUGGUGUGACUGGCAGGAGAAACAACGAGGGAAGAGCAGAGUGACUCCCACACUUACCCGCUCAUUUGUUUUUCUCCUCUGUUUUCUCUCCCGCUUCUGAAGUUGAACAUCUGGCUGCGAUGGCUUUGGGGCAUAGCAGGCAGCGCUGAUCCAUCUCAGUGACUAUAGAUUAUCCUGGUGCAGAAGGCGAUGAAAAACAAACCAAAACAUAAAAAAAUAUAUGCAUGAAAAACGGUCUUCAAGAUGCUGAUAUAGUGGGUGGAUCCACAUCCUUAUUCUCACUUGGAUUUCAGACGAGCACUGUAAAUUAUUUUGGUUUUUAUUGAUGCCAUAGGCUCGAACACACAGUGUUUCAACAUUACAGUUUUUCUGCUGCGGCUCUGGCCGCUCUGUUUGUCAUGACGACAUAGUUACACUGUGGGCCCCAGGCUGAAAUGCUUCUUAAGGUGAUCCUGAACAGAGUUAGCAACAUAAAACCUACAAAUGAUUCUCCUACUUAUGGCUCUGAGUGCAAGAAAUCACAAGAAUCUUAUUUAGCCAGCAUGACUGUGCGCUCAAUCUCUCCCUGUACCUCGAGGGGUUUGUUACCAUAUGUUCUCUAAGACAUAGGUUUUAUUUAUUAUUGUGAUCAAACUGUUUAAAUUAGAGAAGAACAGAAGCCGUUAUUAGAUGUAUUUUUGUAGAGCAGUCUCAAUUGAAUGAGGCAAAGUUUUUGUAUCAUGUACUCUGAUGCUAUUUUAGCGAGUAAAUGAACUCUACUUUGUUUGUCCUCUUGUAAAGCUGUUGUACAUACGGUGUGUUCUUUAAAAGUCCUUGUGAUCAAUUAAUGGUAUAAAACACCAUGUUUGAGUUACUUCAGGAAGCAGUUUUGUCAAAGAAAUGUCUUAAGGAUCUGGUGAACAAAUAAUUAGCAAAUUAUUUUAGUGUAAUCUAAUUCGAGCAGACUCAUAACCGCAGAUGUUAUCCCUACCAAUACAAUAGAUCAAUGAAAUCCAUGGAGAAAAGUAAAUCACUCUGAAAAUGAAAAUAAAUCAUUAGACUAAA
This is a messenger RNA of Labrus bergylta (ballan wrasse), 9217 nucleotides long. RefSeq lists its product as uncharacterized. Gene Ontology annotation, cellular component: nucleus. The record is from RefSeq and is a predicted model, not a curated record. NCBI's taxonomy places the organism in Eukaryota, Metazoa, Chordata, Actinopteri, Labriformes, Labridae.